AUGGGACUGGAAGGGGCCGUAGUGGAUAUGGGACUGGAAGGGGCCGUAGUGUAUAUGGGAGGGAUGGGAAGCAAUGGGAGUGCUAUAGGCUCAGGGGGCGGUUGGAUUGCAGAAGGCAGUGGGAUAGGAGGAGAGACCAGAGCAAUGGGAGAAGGGGGUGGUGGCCCUGGGGGGACAUAA
Molecule: messenger RNA, 180 nt
Organism: Sphaeroforma arctica JP610
Lineage: Eukaryota; Ichthyosporea; Ichthyophonida
Exons: 1
Coding region: 1-180 (59 amino acids)
Source: RefSeq, a predicted model, not a curated record